UUGAAACGGUACAGCUUCCAUAUCUGGAAGGAUGACACGGCUAAGACACGGCCUAUCUCACCUAACCUAACCUCGUCCUUUAGUUUUCAGAACUCCUACCGUCUAUCGAACGACCAAUCACUUUGAAAAACACUUAACCAUCAGUUCCUCUUUUUUUGUUCAUGUCUUAAACAAUACAAAGAAACCGAACCAUGAGGAACAGUUUCAGUUUUAACAGACGCCACCUCGUCCUCACCAUCCCAAUCCUCCUCCUCCUCCUCCUAAUCACAACCGUGAAUUCACGUAACUCCCCCUUUGAUCCGUCUGAUCUAAUCUCCGAUGGCGUCCACAACAAUCAGUCCCUUAAUCAAACUGCAUCAUCGCCUUUCCAUCUCGCCCUCAAGAGUAGUGCAGAGGAGACGUGCGAGCAGACCUACGGCUUCCUGCCCUGCACUACGACGGUGAUUGGAAACUUGUUUUUGAUUCUCGUCUAUGGCUACUUGAUGUUCUUUGCCGCUACAUAUCUGUCUAGUGGGAGUGAGCUUUUGCUUCAGAUUCUGGGACCUGGUAUUAUUGGUGGCUUGUUUCUUCCCGUCCUUGGUGCUCUUCCUGAUGCAUUGCUCAUUCUCGUUUCUGGACUUUCUGGAAGUACUGAAACUGCUCAAAGCCAGGUCUCGGUUGGAAUGGGCUUGUUGGCCGGGUCAACUGUAAUGCUUCUUACAGUUAUCUGGGGAUCGUGUGUUGUUGUCGGAAAAUGUGACAUGAGUGAGACAGAAAAUUCUGCAAUAGACCGAAAGGACACAAAAAGAUUCAGCCUAACUGGCAGUGGAGUUAGUACUGAUAUUUGGACAUGCUAUGCUGCAAGAAUAAUGGCUAUAUCUGUUCUUCCAUUUAUUGUUGUUCAACUACUGCAAACCCUCCAUUCAACUUCAGGAAGGCACUUAGCAGUCUUGAUUGGGCUGAUAUUAUCUCUUGCUAUCUUGAUAACUUACUGUCUUUACCAGGUCUUUCAGCCUUGGAUCCAGGAGAGAAAACUUGAGUAUACAAGGCACAAACUUGUGAUGUCAGGAAUUUUAAAGCAUUUAAAACAGCGUGCUUUAGGAAGGCUUUUGACUGAUGACAGUUCACUGGAUGAAAAUGUCGUAAAAAAGUUGUUCCACACUAUUGAUGAGAAUGGUGAUGGUCGCCUUUCUGCUUCUGAAUUGAAGGCACUGGUCAUAGGAAUCCGGUUUGAAGAGAUAGACUUCGACAAGGAUGAUGCUGUUUCUAAAUUAAUUAAAGAUUUUGACAGAACUAAUGAUAAUCAUAUUAAUAUGGAGGAGUUCAUUAAUGGUAUCAAAAAAUGGCUUGGUGAGGCAAUGCGUGUAGGAGGUGGCACUCCUGACCCUGGUCCCCGGACACACAAGUACUUGGAUAACUUUCAUGAUAAAACAAAGAAAGCACACGCUCUAUUGGGGUCUAAGGAACCAGGGGAGGGAGAGAGUGAUGGGGGAGUCAAAAACCCCAGGUGGACGUCCUUCAAAGCAUCACUGAUGUUGUUGGCUGGUGCUGUUAUUGCUGCUGCUUUUGCGGAUCCUCUGGUGGAUGCUGUUGACAAUUUCUCUGAUGCAACAAGUAUUCCUACUUUCUUCAUCUCGUUUAUUGCUCUUCCGUUGGCUACCAACUCUAGUGAAGCUGUGUCGGCAAUCAUUUUCGCUAGCCGUAAGAAAGUCACCACUGCCUCGUUAACAUUUUCUGAGCUAUAUGGGGCAGUCACUAUGAAUAAUGUCCUUUGCCUAUCAGUAUUCUUGGCCCUUGUUUACUUCAGGGAAUUGACCUGGGACUUCUCAGCUGAAGUGCUGGUUAUUUGUAUUGUGUGCAUCGUGAUGGGCGCCUUUGCCAGCUUCCGCACCACAUUUCCUCUCUGGACCUCUUUUCUGGCUUACUUCCUGUAUCCAUUCUCUCUGGUACUGGUCUAUGUUCUUGAUUAUGUCUUGGGUUGGUCAUAGGUUUGUGCAAGUUGAAAUCAGAGCAAGGCUCGUAGUUUGAUCUUGUGGGAUGGUUCCUGUUUGAUAGCCAACAUAUGGCUGAGACCAUAGACUUUUAUGAGUGUUUUUUGGCUGUCCAAGCGUGAUUAUGAAUUUUGUUGGACACAUGAGCUGAUCCAGAAGACAUUGUACUUGUGAUUUUCUUGUGACAUUUCCUAUUUACAGUUGUGCUUUUUCAGACUUCAAA
This is a messenger RNA of Populus nigra (black poplar), 2193 nucleotides long. Its product is annotated as sodium/calcium exchanger NCL. Gene Ontology annotation, cellular component: membrane. Gene Ontology annotation, molecular function: calcium ion binding; calcium:proton antiporter activity. Lineage: Eukaryota; Viridiplantae; Streptophyta; Magnoliopsida; Malpighiales; Salicaceae. Gene Ontology annotation, biological process: intracellular calcium ion homeostasis; calcium ion transmembrane transport. The record is from RefSeq and is a predicted model, not a curated record. The transcript is spliced from 7 exons. The coding region runs from base 192 to 1967 and encodes 591 amino acids.